UACUUGCAGCUUAUAAAACCCCAAGUCGGGUUUAGAAGAAAAGGCAUACUCAGGUGGAAUCGGCUUAUAGACCAGCCGGAGAACGAGGAACAGAGAACUCCACAAGUCAAAUUUCUGAUACCAAGAUUUUUGGGAAUAAAAAUGGUUGUGACAGAUUCAGAAAUGACAUCUCAUGGUAAUAAGGGUGAGUCUCCUCCAUUACAGUCAGAACAGCAGCAGCCCAAGAAUCAUGCAUUCGCAUCCCUUGGCAGUCAGUCGUCCAUCUAUUCGCUUACUCUGGAUGAGUUUCAAAAACACCCUUUGCGAGAGUGGAAAGAUUUUGGGUCGAUGAAUAUGGACGAGUUCUUGAAUAGCAUCUGGACAGCUGAGGAAAAUCAAGCUCAAGUCACUAGUGCGAUGGUAGUUGCAGCAGCAAAUAUCAACCCCAAUCCUAAGCAAUUGUCCCAGCUGGGAAGCCACGAUGCGCCGAUAGAUCAGAAGGGCAUCAUCACCAGGCAACUAAGCCUCCCAAGGCAAGGCUCUCUCACACUUCCGGGACCUUUAUCGCGGAAAACAGUCGAGGAGGUGUGGACGGAGAUUCACGAGUCUCAACAAGAACAUGAGCCCCCGACUAAUUGCACCAAUCCGCAAAAUACGGGCUCUUCUCAGCAGCGGCAGAUCACAUUUGGGGAAAUGACUCUGGAAGACUUUCUAGUCAGAGCAGGGGUGGUACGAGAACAGACUCAGCCACCGCCUUCGCCGUUGCCUCAGCAGCCGCAACAGCCCUACGGUGGUACUUUCUACCAAAAUAACAAUACUGAUGUAAUGGGAACUGGCUUUGUGACGAGGCCUGUCAUUGGUGGCCCUGGUGGCAGUGCUAACGUUGUGGGCUACCAGCCGAUGCCACAAACGGGGGAUGCAUCUGCCGCGUAUCCCGGGAGCAUGAAGAGGGGCGGAGGUUAUGCGGCCCAGCCAACAGCGGCCUGUUUUGGCGGCAGAAUGGGAAAUGGAGGGAGUGGAGGCGGAUAUGGGCAAGUGCAGGGAUUAGGAAUGGGUUCACCUGUGAGUCCAGUGUCAUCCGAGGGGUUGUGUGCGAAUCCGAUGGAUGGUGCAAACCCAUACGGGAUGGACGUGGGCGGAAUGAGAGGCAGCGGAGCAGGCGGAGGAAGGAAACGUAUCAUCGACGGUCCAAUAGAGAAGGUGGUGGAAAGGAGGCAGCGGAGGAUGAUAAAGAAUAGGGAAUCGGCCGCAAGAUCAAGAGCUAGAAAGCAGGCAUAUACCGUGGAACUGGAGGCUGAAUUGAACCAGCUGAAGGAAGAGAAUGGUCAUCUAAAGCAGGCUUUGGCCGAGCUUGAGAGAAAAAGAAGGCAGCAGCAGGUUGAAGAGUCCAAGAUGAAAGCUCAGACGAGGACGCAGCGAAACAAUGAUAGAUUGAUGAGAACCAUCAGGAGGACCACCAGUUCUCCUUUCUGAACUCAGAAACAAAAGCGGCGUGGACCUGCAGCCGCUGAUAUAAUGUGCAGCUCAGAAGCCAUCAUGAGUUAAGCCGGGCCGCGUUGUCUUAAUAUUCAAUUAAUGCCUAGUAUUUCGAUGAUAAUUCGUGAUUAGGCUGCCUUCUUUUUUUUCAUAUAUUUAUAUAUAUAUUUCUCUCUUCCCCUGACCGGUUUUACUUCUUGGUACCAGAAAAUUGUUUGAGAUUUUAUACAUAUGCUUACUCUUGAAUUUGUUUGUGUGGAAUUCUUCUUCUGUAGU
Coffea eugenioides is the source of this 1731-nucleotide messenger RNA. Its product is annotated as protein ABSCISIC ACID-INSENSITIVE 5. Gene Ontology annotation, molecular function: DNA-binding transcription factor activity. NCBI's taxonomy places the organism in Eukaryota, Viridiplantae, Streptophyta, Magnoliopsida, Gentianales, Rubiaceae. Gene Ontology annotation, cellular component: nucleus. Gene Ontology annotation, biological process: positive regulation of DNA-templated transcription. The record is from RefSeq and is a predicted model, not a curated record.